ACUGCUUCUUUGACCACUACAGCUGGUGGAUAAGGAUAACUACCAGCCUUACUGAGACCGCUCUUCUCGGACCCCUCUACUCUGCCUCGUACCUCUCUGCCCCUCUCCUUUGAUUAGCAUAUGACCGCAACCAUGGCUGACAUCAACAAUGGUUAUGAACAGAGGUUUCAGGCAAACGGACAUCAUAAAGAGAUUGACCUGAUCAACAGAGACCCCAAGCAAGUCAACGAGGAUGUAGUGAAGGUGGACUUUGAGGAUGUGAUCGCUGAGCCUGAUGGGACUCACAGUCUGGACGGGGUGUGGAAGGCCAGUUACACCACCUUCACUGUGUCCAAGUACUGGUGCUACCGCAUCCUAUCAGCCAUUUUGGGGAUCCCAGUGGCUCUGCUGUGGGGCUUCCUAUUCGCUUGCCUCUCCUUCUGCCACAUCUGGGCCGUUGUGCCAUGCAUUAAAAGCUGUCUGAUCGAGUCCCAGUGUCUGAGCCGUAUCUACUCCCUGGCCAUUCACACCUUCUGUGACCCCCUGUUCGAAGCCCUGGCGAAAAUAUUCUCAAGUGUUCGGGUGGUGCUACGGAAGGAGGUGUAGGGUUCAGAAGCAUGGGAAUGGAACAGGGAGGAAGUGGCUGCUCUACACCCAUUUUAGAGCAGAUGCUCUCAGCUACAUUAAUUGACAGUUAGUGCAUUCAUCUUAAGAUAGCUAGCUGAGACAACCACAUAUCACAGUCGUAGUACAUUUUUCCUCAAUAAAGAAGUUAUCAGCAAAUUCAGUG
Salvelinus sp. IW2-2015 is the source of this 769-nucleotide messenger RNA. RefSeq names its product caveolin-3-like. Gene Ontology annotation, biological process: cell differentiation; regulation of membrane potential; regulation of cytosolic calcium ion concentration. NCBI's taxonomy places the organism in Eukaryota, Metazoa, Chordata, Actinopteri, Salmoniformes, Salmonidae. The record is from RefSeq and is a predicted model, not a curated record. Gene Ontology annotation, molecular function: molecular adaptor activity; connexin binding; transmembrane transporter binding. Gene Ontology annotation, cellular component: sarcolemma; focal adhesion; caveola.